AUGUCUAAAUUGAGGGAAAACAUAGUGAUUUUAGGAACCAGAGAGGCAUUCCUAAAAGUAGUGAGCGGCUACAAAGGUAGGAACUUCAGGAAACUCCUUGAAGUCACCUUUAGAGGUAUGGAUCUUCACCUCGUGCUGGAGGAGUAUGAACAAGAAGAAAAUAGGGCUGGGAUGCAGAAGGUGAACGUGAAAGAAGGCGGAAAAUCUUACGCUGAGUUGCUGAAAGAAAUAAAGAGUAGCGUAGACACGAAGAAGGAGGGCAUUAGUGCCAAAAGCGCUAAAAAGACCAGGGGCGGAGACUUCAUCCUUGAAGUAGCAGGGAAAGAACAGGCUGAGUGCCUGAAGAAGACUAUUGUGGCCCUUACGGAGUGA
Diabrotica balteata is the source of this 372-nucleotide messenger RNA. NCBI's taxonomy places the organism in Eukaryota, Metazoa, Arthropoda, Insecta, Coleoptera, Chrysomelidae. The record is from the annotation of a GenBank genome assembly.